CGGUCCUUUAAGUAAAAGCUUCCGUUUUGCUUCCGGUGACGGGUUCGGAGAUCCAGCGGGUUUCUCCUCUUCUUCUUCUUCUUCUUGUUCUUCUUCUUUUUCUUAUUAUUAUUAUUAAAUGUGUCUCAGCUGCUGCAGAAGAAGAAGUCUGGUCCUGUAGCUUCACGCGUGUCCGCGCCAAACUUGGUCCGGGUUGUAGUUUGCGGGUUAAAGCGACUCGUCAUGGAGUUUUCCGCUCGACUCCUCUUUCCUCACCACCAUGACCUCUGAGAACGGCGUGCUGAUAAAGGAGUACAUCAAGAUGAUGACUGACAUGAUCGUGCUGUGUGCCACUCUGGCACUCUCCCUCUUCUUCUGGGUCACCUCCCUCACCAUCAGCACCUACUAUGGCACACUGCAGCCUGUGUCACCGUGGCGAUGGCUGUUCUCCAUCCUGGUUCCCCUCGUGGUGACAGUCAGAGCGCUGAAGAGGCGCAGUCUGGAUCGCUCAGGAGCGCUGGGAGCUCUCCUGGUGGGUUUCGUGCUGACGAUGGCGAACUACAGCUUCUUCUCGUCUCUGCUGGCGUUUUUCAUCACCUCCUCCAAACUGACUCGCUGGGGAGGAGCACAGAAGAAGAAGAUAGACGCAGAGUACAAAGAAGGGGGCGAGAGGAACUGGCUUCAGGUCUUCUGUAACGGAGGAGUCCCCACUGAGCUGGCACUGCUUUACAUGAUUGAGGUGGGUCCGGGUGAGAUGCCCAUCGAUUUCGGGAAACAGUACUCGGCCUCCUGGAUGUGCCUCUCGCUCGUGGGAGCGCUCGCAUGCAGCACCGGGGACACCUGGGCGUCUGAGGUGGGGCCCGUCCUCAGCAAAUCACAGCCCAGACUCAUAACCACCUGGAAGGAAGUCCCAGCAGGAACUAACGGAGGGGUUACGCCUGUCGGACUCGUCGCCAGCUUCCUCGGUGGACUUGCUGUGGGCGUGGCUUACUUUGUGACGCAGCUGCUGACGGUCAGCAACCUGCACCAGUCGGACCCCCAGUGGCCAAUCAUGGUGUACGGAGGGGUGGCCGGGCUGCUGGGAUCCCUGCUGGACUCUUUCCUGGGAGCUCACCUGCAGUACUCAGGUAGGAACGAUUAUCAACCAUCAGUCAGGAAAAAACGUUGCGUCCAAAAUCAUGAGAAAACGACAUAA
Paralichthys olivaceus (Japanese flounder) is the source of this 1174-nucleotide messenger RNA. The record is from RefSeq and is a predicted model, not a curated record. Lineage: Eukaryota; Metazoa; Chordata; Actinopteri; Pleuronectiformes; Paralichthyidae.